Messenger RNA from Pieris brassicae (large cabbage white), 1176 nucleotides. RefSeq lists its product as uncharacterized. The record is from RefSeq and is a predicted model, not a curated record. Bases 1 to 1176 code for a protein of 391 amino acids. The transcript is spliced from 6 exons. Gene Ontology annotation, cellular component: plasma membrane. Gene Ontology annotation, biological process: sensory perception of smell; detection of chemical stimulus involved in sensory perception of smell. Gene Ontology annotation, molecular function: odorant binding; olfactory receptor activity. Lineage: Eukaryota; Metazoa; Arthropoda; Insecta; Lepidoptera; Pieridae.
AUGGCUUUAAAGAGGAAAAUUGCUUUCCCAGUUACUGAAAAGGAUUACUUAAAAUUAAUUUGCAAUGUCAUACACCGCUUGGGUUUAGCAGACUGUUGGUAUGAAAAACAAGAAAUAAGAUAUCCAAUAUUAAACAAAGCACUCUUCCUCAUCGUAAAUAUAUUUUGGGUUAUUUUCACGGUCAAUGUUUUGGCAGCAAAUUGCAGAACAGAUUUAACGUUAAAAGAAAGUAAUGAUGUGCUUUUAUUUAGUUAUGGUUUGCCAGCAAUAAUUCUCAAAGUUAUAAUACUUUAUGCGAAAAAAGAAGAAAUUAAGGUAUUUUUCAAGAAACUUCUAGAGGGGGAGGUAACACAAAAGUCGAAUAAGAAAGCUAUAAGAGCUGCAAAAGUUAUUUACGUGGUUGUUUGUUGCGGGUUUUUUUCAGCAACGGUGCUCAUGCUUUAUGGCAUCAAGGAUUAUUUUGUGGAAGACAUACCAAUUCGGGUUGAAGUCCUUUAUUACCCUAAGGCGAGCGACACUGGGCUCCUCGUCAAUUUUAUUAGAUUCCUAUCCGUUGUUCACUUCUGGUACAUUAUCUGCAUCAUGCAGUCCACCGACUAUCUCUGCUUAUGUACUCUAGUAUUUAUCAAGUACAAGUUUAUAAGAGUUCGAAUGUUUUUCGAGAGUCUUGGCAAGAAGUCUAAUAGUAGUCAGGAGUUUGAGAAGGAGUUUUUGGAUGGUGUCAUUUUACUCAAGCAUGCUUUAUGGUGUGCUCGCAAUGUACAAAACACUAUUGGAAGCAUUUACAGUGUUCAAAUCGUUGAAAGCAUUACUUUGUUAGUGGUCUUACUUUUAAAAUCUGUGUAUGCUGGAUCCGAUAUGGCGCUGCUCCUCGUGUGUUUGGGAUCUUAUAUGUCUAUAGUUAUCUUAACUGGAGUUUAUAUGACAUAUUCGGCUAAUAUUACAAAUGAGGCCUUGCAAGUCCCUACAGCCAUUUUUCAUUGUGGAUGGGAGAAGGUUGAGAUUAGACCUGGUCUUCGGAAACUCGUAGUUGUCACGCUCCAACAGUCUCAGAAACCACUUUAUAUGACAGCGUUUGGGGUCAUCAAUUUGUCAUAUGAAAAUUUCUUAGUGGUUUUACGGUUGUCUUAUUCAUUCUUCGUAGUUAUGCGAGAUUCUAAAAGCACAAGGACAUAA